This is a messenger RNA of Knipowitschia caucasica, 348 nucleotides long. NCBI's taxonomy places the organism in Eukaryota, Metazoa, Chordata, Actinopteri, Gobiiformes, Gobiidae. The record is from the annotation of a GenBank genome assembly.
AUGUCCAGUCAAACCAAGGCCUCCAACAUAGAGAAUGGAGCAGCGCGGAGUGAGAACAGGGGGCAAAGGCUCAGAGUGUGUAUCUCCUACCGCACAGGUGGAGUAGUGGGCUCAGAUGCUGUGAUGCUCAGGUUCCUGGGUCAAGCUCGCCAUCGAUUUGGUAAGUUCUCGUCAGGUAAGUUCUCGUCAGGUAAGUUCUCGUCAGGUAAGUUCUCGUCAGGUAAGUUCUCACUUAGGGUUUGUUGUGGACUGAACGUCUUUGAAACUCAUCCAAAGCUCUUUGACUGGGUUGACCAGAACUUGGCUUGCGAGUGGACACAGGCCUGGAUCCACUUGGAGACUCGGUAG